Erigeron canadensis is the source of this 1339-nucleotide messenger RNA. RefSeq names its product (DL)-glycerol-3-phosphatase 2. NCBI's taxonomy places the organism in Eukaryota, Viridiplantae, Streptophyta, Magnoliopsida, Asterales, Asteraceae. Bases 5 to 853 code for a protein of 282 amino acids. The record is from RefSeq and is a predicted model, not a curated record. Gene Ontology annotation, molecular function: sn-glycerol 3-phosphatase activity. The transcript has 6 exons. Gene Ontology annotation, biological process: glycerol biosynthetic process.
GAGCAUGAAACAGGGCUUCUCUAUUUUAAAACCCAACAAAAUCUUCAUUAGUUUAAUAAUUCCAUGCGUCACCCACACGCAGAAAUCAAGCUUAAGAUUUAGAACCACCGGUCCAUUAUCCACUAAAAUGGCGAAUCAGGCAGUCAGCGGGUCAGAGAAAAAGUCAAUCACUCAUGUCAUCUUUGACAUGGACGGCCUUUUGCUCGAUACCGAGAAAUUCUAUACAGAAGUUCAGGAGAUUAUACUUUCAAGAUUCAACAAAACGUUUGAUUGGUCUCUAAAGGCAAAGAUGAUGGGGAAGAAAGCAAUAGAGGCUGCACGGGUGUUUGUUGAAGAGACUGGGAUCAGUGACAAACUUACAGCUGAAGACUUCCUGGUUGAACGAGAAUCUAUGCUGCAGGAAAUGUUUCCUACAAGUGAACUCAUGCCAGGUGCAGGCCGUUUAAUCAAACAUCUGCAUGCCACAGGAGUGCCGAUUUGUGUUGCAACAGGCACUCAUAAACGACACUUUGCACUGAAAACACAACAACAUGGCGAGUUAUUUUCAUUGAUGCAUCAUAUUGUGAUGGGUGAUGAUCCAGAAGUUAAACAAGGCAAGCCAUCACCAGAUAUAUUUCUCGCAGCUGCCAGAAGAUUUGAGGGUGGAUCGGUAGAUUCAUCGAAGAUUCUUGUUUUUGAAGAUGCACCCUCAGGAGUUCUUGCAGCUAAGAAUGCUGGAAUGUCUGUAGUUAUGGUUCCAGAUCCAAGAUUGGAUAGCUCAUUUCAUGAAACAGCAGAUGAAGUUCUGAGCUCACUGUUGGAUUUUAAUCCAGCUGAGUGGGGCCUCCCUCCAUUCACUGCUUCAGCAACCUAGGAUAUACUUUAAGGUAACACAAAACAGCUUCAGAAGAUACUCACUAAGUCACUAUCUUCUGGGAGCAAAAAGGUAAUAUUCGAGGGAUAGAUUAUUGCACGAAACAUCACAUUGCUUUGAUACUUGAUAUGUGUCUGGACACAUUUGCCAAACACGGUCCAUUUUAUGAUAUUUGAAUCAUGCUUUUUGUUAGCUACAAUUGUUCUAUUGUUUACUAUGUCCUGGGCAUCAGAGUUAUACAGCUGACAGAUAUGUCUUUCGGUGUUUGAAGUCUGAGUGGGGUGUCCAGGAUUGCAUUCUGAAAUAGUGUGCAAGUGUGUUCAAACUGCAUAGUCAGUUUGUAGGUGACUUUGAUUAUCCGGCAACUUAUAAUAUGUACUAAUAAAUUUGAAAGUAGGUUAUUCAAAACUGUAUAUCUAAUAAUUCCGCACCUCAUAAUCUAUUUAGUCUAAUUUUUCUAUGUAAGAGAGAACGAUGUUUCAUGCA